Messenger RNA from Bradysia coprophila, 5633 nucleotides. RefSeq names its product something that sticks like glue (gene snama). Gene Ontology annotation, molecular function: zinc ion binding; nucleic acid binding; ubiquitin protein ligase activity. Gene Ontology annotation, cellular component: nucleus. The record is from RefSeq and is a predicted model, not a curated record. Gene Ontology annotation, biological process: protein ubiquitination; mRNA processing; ubiquitin-dependent protein catabolic process. NCBI's taxonomy places the organism in Eukaryota, Metazoa, Arthropoda, Insecta, Diptera, Sciaridae.
GACAGUGUCGUACAGAAAAAUUUCUUUCCGUCAUUAAAAACUUUGUUCAAGAUAAGCGUUCAAAAGCGUGCUGUAAGAAAUAAGUUUUUAAUAGCAUUUUACUGGGGAUAUUAACAUAUUUUAAUAGUUAAACGCAUUGAAAAGUGAUCCAUUAAAUUCCGAGACUAUGUUUUAAUUGCCCGCUGUUACUACUACGUCGCAAGUCUUAGCACCGAAUCAUGUCGGUUCACUAUAAAUUCAAAAGUGCUCUGGACUUCGAUACCAUCGCAUUCGAUGGACUUCACAUUUCGGUCGACGAUUUGAAGAAAGCCAUUUUACAUCAGAAACGACUGGGGAAGACGGUGGAUUUUGAUCUUCAGAUUACUAACGCUCAGACCAAGGAAGAGUACACGGACGACUCAACUCUUAUACCGAAAAACACUUCGCUGAUCAUUGCUCGGAUCCCACUAGCCCGACAACCGAAAAAGGCAUGGGAUCCAUCGGCUGACAAGGGACAGGGUCGAUCGAUUCAAAAUGAAUCCGAUCAACCGAAUGCCGAUUUAUUGCGGAUGAACGGAUCCGAGGAGGAUAAAAUUAAUGCGAUGAUGAUACAAAGUACCAUGGACUACGAUCCAAACAAAUUCAGCUAUCAAAAAAUUCGUGGCGCUAAUCAAACUGGCGAGGUUCCAGCGAAUUAUCGGUGUUAUAAAUGCCAUAAUCCCGGUCAUUGGAUCAAAAAUUGUCCCUUAAAUUUAAUCGGUGAAGCUGGUAGUGAUGUUAAACGUAAUACGGGAAUCCCUAGAUCUUUUAUAGAUGGACAGAAUGAAACGAUUGUGCAACCAACAACGGCACCCAUCGCUGAAAAGAAACAAGAAAUUCCGGAGGACCUACUUUGCAGUAUAUGCAAAGAUUUGUACGCAGACGCAGUUAUGAUACCAUGUUGUGGUAGCACAUUUUGUGACGAAUGCGUACGUACAGCACUGCUUGAGUCCGAGGAUAACGAAUGCCCCGAUUGCAAGGAGAAAGGAUCAUCUCCUGGUUCGCUAAUACCGAACCGUUUUUUGAGAAAUUCUGUCAACGCUUUUAAAAAUGAAACUGGAUACAUAAAAGCUAGACCUCAACCCAAACCCCAAGUUCAACCUGUUCAACCCGUCGAAACAGCAGAACCUGUAGCAUCGCCCAAAGAAGUUACAGAAGAACCGAUUGCAGAGAUCGCAGAAGAGGAGGAUAAUGACAAAGCCGAAACGGAAAAACCUGAUGAAAGUACUGCCACCGAAGAACAACGAGCUGAGACGCCACACGAUGAGUCAGACUACGAAGACAAUAUUACCGUCACCGUUCCGCCUGCUCAUCUACAAAGUGGCGAUGCGUUUCGUGAUUUUCACCUAAAUGGUCGAGGAAGGCACAUGGAAUCGUCCAAACAUCAUCAUAUUCAUGUGCAUCAGCAUACCCAUGAUCAUGAGGAGGGAUCGGAUACGCCUACAAACGAUGAAAAGGAAGUGUAUCAAGAUUUACCGGAUGUGAAACCACACCAGCAUGAACGACCACCGCCAAAUUAUCACCACCAAUCGCAUCACAUGCAUCAACAUCAACCGCCGCAGAUGCCGAUUCCACAACCUCAACCCGAUCAGUACCAACAACAAAUGCCACCAGCUGCGUAUCCGCAUCCUAAUGUUCCGCCGCAGCGUCCGUACGAUGGAGGUUAUGGUCAUCAACAGCAAAAUUAUCCACCGCGCCAAUACGAUCAGCAUAUGCAACAUCGACCUCCGAUGCAACAUCGUGGUGGUUACCACGGCGGUCCGCCAAUGCAACAUCAAAUGAGACAUCGAUUCGGACCAAUGGCACCGAAUUCAAUAAGUUCAGUUUAUCAGGGAGUUGCCGCCAAAAUCGGUACCGGUAUCAUCGACGAUCCACUGGAAGCAUUCAAUCGCAUCAUGCGUGAAAAGGAACGCCGUAAAGAAGAGCGCAGAUCGCCACCGAUUCGACGACGGUCCAGAUCGAAUGAACUGCGUCGUAGGUCACCCAUUGCCGAUCGUAGACGAUCGCCGCCUCGAGGAGUUCGUAGUCCAGACGUUCGUCGCAGAACACCGGAUCGAAGAGCUCGGUCGCCCAGAUCGGAAGAACGCCGGAGGAAACGGUCCCAUUCAUAUGACACGAGGCUGUCGCGAUCAUUUUCAAGGUCUCGUUCACGUUCGAUUCGAAGACAUUCUCGGUCGCCGCAGCCACGGAAAAGAACACGUUCACCAAGGCGGGUCAGCAGAAGCCGUUCUCCGUCCUUUAGCAUAAGUCGGUCCAGAUCUCGAUCUAAAUCUGCCAGUCGUUAUAAAGCACCAUUACAUACACGAUAUCGCUCUCCACCGCGUGGUUCAUCUAGGAACAGAUUCAGAGAUGGAAGCCGCCGGAACGAACGCCGAGAUGAUUUCAAUCGAGAUCGUGAUGAUUUUCGAGAUCGUUCACCGGGAUAUUAUUCACAUCGUGGUCGUUCCUCAUACCGUGGUCGUGGGCGCAGUCACUUCCGACACGAUAGAGCAUCAAAUAUGCCAAUGUCGAUACCACCAACCGACUACAAUAAUUAUCAGGCACCACCUAUGACAACAAGUGGAUAUGACGAUGGUCAAUAUCAUCUACCACCCAGGUACAUUGCACCGCGUGGUUUAUCUCCUUCACAACAAAUGCAACCAAGAAUACCCGAAUAUUUGCCUCCACCAAUGCACAUCGUUACGCCAACCAUCGAUCAAACAGGUCAUUACGAUGAUCUCAAUCGUUAUGACGAUGCACCACCCGGUACACAGCCACCACCUCCUGGUGAACAGUCUCCCAUAGAACAAUUUGGCAGAGAUCGUGAAAAAUGGAAUCCAGAACAAGAAAGACAUCGUCGUACACCAGACAAAGGUGUACUGCCACCGUUCGAUGAACGGCGUCACACUCCCGAUUUACGAGAUCGUUUGAACGCCGAGUCUGCAAUCGCUCGAACACAUCGUUCGACCUCACGUACCGCCAUGGAACACCAUCGUUCCGAACGCAAUGAACGUGUAGAAAAACGUCGCCACAGUAAAUCGCCAACUCAUCGCGAUGGACGGAAGGAUGUGGAAUCUAGUCGGGAUCGGGAACGUGAUCGAGGUCGUGAUGAUAAACAUGAAAAAUCCAGCCGUAAUAAGGAGUCGGAAAGAGAACGUUCUACCAAAGACUCGAAAGAUCGUCAUCGUUCGGAUAAGACUGACGACAGAGACGUGAAGCGCGAUAGAGAAAAAGAAAGGGAAAAGGAACGGGAAAAAGAAAAGGAACGCGAACGAAAGGAUAAAGAGAAGGAAAAGGAGAAAGAGAAAGAUAAAGAAAAGGAGAAGGAGAAACGAAAAGAAUCAUCCGACGAAGAAAAACGCGAUCGAAAGGCAAAGGAGAAAAAGAAGAAAAAGAAAGAGGAAAAGGCAUUGGAAAAGAAGAAGAAGAAAGAGCGAAAGGAAAAAGAAAAACGGGAAAAAGAAUUACGAAAAGAGCAGGAUCGUGCCAGAAAAUUGUUGGAAUCAAAUAUUGAUCGUAAAAGUGACGACAAUGAAGAACAGUUCAAUGAAACAGGUCAACCGCAUGAAUCAAAGGAACAGAACGAUUUCAACGAAGACAGUGAGAACAUUUCGAAAGAACUGUACGAUGAUAUGCCCAACACACCCGAGAAACAAAGCAAUUUGCAGCAAACAUCUGAAAAUAUUCACAGCACAAAAAUGGACGAUUUUGAUAUCGAUGAAGGGGAUGAUCCCGAAGCUGCUAAAUCAGACACUUCAAACGUUAGAACUUCCGCUCCAAGUGCAAAGGAAACGAUAAGAAAUGACGAACAUUCGUUGGAUUUAUAUGGCGACAUUGUCGGGGAUGAACUAGAUUUAAGCUAUCACGACGAAGAUGGUAAUUUGAGACGCACCGAAGAAGCCAGCCCGGCACACCCAGACGUUUUGAAUAGAUCCGAUUCUAUUCUUGACAUCCAUGCUAACCUUGAUUUCGAACAUGAAAUGGACGAGAUCGAACCGGAUACGAAAAAGUCAGCUCAAGGAUUCAUGCCGUUUCCAGAGCUGUCAAAAUGGGAACGAGAAGACGACAUGUAUUUGUAUGGCGAUAAAAAGUCAGGAUCGGACACGUCUCCUUAUGACGAGAAAAAUGCUGGAAAGGUCACCAACGAAGUGCUCAAGCGAGCUGAAAAUGCAAUAUUCCGGUUUCAUGACAAGAGACUACCACAGAAAAUCGAUCCGAACGAGAAGAAAGCUCAAGAAAUCGUCCUCACCCGUGCCAUCAACGCAAUUCGGCCAAUUGAAAUCAAGAAAAUUUCGACAGAUCGUCAAAAGCUCUACGCCAAUGAGAAACGAGAAAAUUCGCCAGACGCACUUGGUGUUGCUGACGACAUUCAAAAUAAUAUGAAAAUAACUGUGCCGGUGUAUACAAACGAAGAACGUUCGGUGGAAUUGAAGUCUGAUGUUAAAAUCGAACGGGGCCGAACACCUGUUCGGUCAAUCAAGGAUAGAUUGGGCAGUAAAGUACGCAAUUCUCCCAGAAGUCGAACGAGAACACCUCCGAGAAAAUUGUUAGUUGACAACGGACACGGCGAAAAGGAGCGUUCGAGAGACCGUAACCGACGAGAUGAUCGAGGCAGAGAGAGCGACAAACGUGUUGCCAGCAGUAGAUCGAAUGAAGCUCGACGUGUGCAUGAUACGAAACGCGGUGGUAUCACUAAAAUUGAUAAAGAAAAGGAUGAUCGCAGGUCCAGUCGAGAUCGUGGGCGCGAUGAUAGACACGAUAAGUCCAGCCGUAAAGAAUCUGACCGUGAUCGAUCAGCACACAAAGACGCAAAGGAUCGUCAUCGUUUGGGUGAAAAGGCCGAUGAUCGAGACAACCGUCAACGUGAUAGAGAAAGACAGGUGGAGACGGACAGAGAGAAGGAUCGCGAAAAAGAAAAGGAAAGAGCUAGGCAAAUGGCGCGUGCCAGGGAAAUGGAGCGAAUCAAAGAAAUGACUCGCAAGCAAAUGGACAAGGAGAAGGUCGAUAAGCGAGAUGGCAAGCGGGAAAGAUCGGACAGUUUGGAAUCGAAACACCGGCGCGAUCAAAGUAAGGAUGAAAAGAAACCAAAAUUGGAAAGUGAGCGUGUGUCUGCGAAGCAACUUUCCGAGCGUAAGCGUUCCUCCAUCGACGAAUCGAAAUUCGUUCCGGACUACGAUGAAAGUGAUAAGAAAACCGAAGCAGCUCGACGAAAACCUGUUGAGAUCAAACAACAAGACAAGAAAAAGUCUCGUUCAGUUAGCGAAUCCAGUUCGUCAUCCGAUUCCGAUUCGUCCGAUUCCAGUUCCGAUUCCGAAGACAAGAAGCGAAAGAAGAGAAAGCACAAGAAACAGAAACGUUCGAAACGGGCUUCGUCAUCCGAGUCCGACACAUCAUCCAAGAAGAAGAAGAGCAAGCAUAAGAAAUCGAAGAAGAAGAAGAAGGGUAAAGCUAAGUAACUUUUUCAUUAUUCGAAAUAUUUUUGAAUGAAGAUCAUGUUUUCCGUUGAUGUAAAUAUUAUUAUUGCCUUCUCAUUAAAUACAGUUUUCAUUGUUUCUGCUUUGCUGAAAUCUUCAUAACUUUUCAUCCCGCAAGUGUAACCUCAUUUACUUUUCAGAAAUAAAUGACAAAAAAUUUGA